AUGGAUCCUCAGACACCAAAGUCGCAUCGCCGUCGACGUAGCUCGAUGUCAUCGGGCCAGCCCUCGUCCCAACCUAAUACGCCAGAAAGAAGGUCGACAGUGAAGAAGUGGAAAGAAGGAAUUCCGGUUUUUGAAACUGGUCAGCAUCCAGAAUCCAGUCUCCCAUUUUCGUUCGGCGUUGAAUUUGAGCUUCAGCUCCGUGUAAAGAAUGGUACUGGGCUGGAUAUUGGCAACUACCCUGCUGCAGAAGCGUCCUUUUCGGUUAUGCGGCGUUAUAACUUCAGUCUUCUUGAGUCCAUCGCCGAGAUACUGACGCAAGAGGGAAUGGAUGCUGUGAGGCAUGAUAUGUCGAGCGACGACCCGCUGGAUUAUUCGAAAUGGAACGUUGUGCUCGAUGGAUCCCUUUCCAAAGCCCAUAUGAAAGAUGGCUACUAUCUAGUCGAGAUUGUUACUCCGGUCAUACUUGGCGAUGACCAAUGGGCUUCGAAGAUCGACAAAUUUUGGGCCGUUCUGCUCUCAAAAUUCCAAGUAUUACUGGACACUACCAGCGUUUGUCCUGAUAAAUACCGCGCAUGGAAUCUUCUGCCAGCGAGAGAAGGGAAGGCUGGCUCGAUUGAAUUUCGCCGUCCACCGGGUGUAUCCACUGCCAAAAAAGCCAAGCAUUGGAUCGCGUUUACAAUGUCAUUUAUCUACUUGGCAAUUCGAGCGAAUCCUUCUCACCUAUCAUCCAGAGUAGAUGAGAGCAUCGACCUGGACGCUAUACGCCAUCCAGACUUUUUGGAGGAUUUACUUCGUUGCGCAAGACAGUUGGAUGUAUUUGCCCACCUGGAUCCACGAUUGAUUCAGGUAGAUGAUGUGAGCAGACUUCACAUCACGAUGGCACAACCGGAGAGUGUGGCGUGGCUGAGAAGCCUCAAUUUAGGUUACAACCUGGAGAACUUUCGUUGA
Molecule: messenger RNA, 948 nt
Organism: Trichoderma harzianum CBS 226.95
Lineage: Eukaryota; Fungi; Ascomycota; Sordariomycetes; Hypocreales; Hypocreaceae
Exons: 3
Coding region: 1-948 (315 amino acids)
Source: RefSeq, a predicted model, not a curated record